CUCGACAGUCUGCACAACCUUCAAAGAGCAUUUGGAUUCAACUAAUUGCUAAAGAGCAUUUUACCCUUAGUUCUCCAACUGGUAUUGGUGCAAUAUUUCAUCACCCCAACACCUGAUUGGGGUCAUUAGCACAGAGCAAAACCUUAAAAAUGCGCCUGCUGUCGUUUAGAACUUUGUUUUCUGUCUAGUUAAUUAAAUUCUUUUAGCUCAUCAGCCAGCGGACACACUUUGCAUUGAUCUAUCUGCGAGAGCCAACUGCUUUAUAGGGUCAACAAAUUCGAUAGAUAGCUUAAGCAGGGGGAAAAAAAAACCAGACUACCAAUUAAGACCAAUAUGAAGAGACACAGAAGAAGCCCACUCGCAGAUCUAGUUCAUGUGCAACCAAUGUAUAAGAAUUUCUUGAGGAGUGAAAAGUGAAAAUGGAAAAUGCCAGCUCAACGAAAAUUGGACCUCAUUUUGUGAGGCACGGCAACAUUAUUUGAUUUAGUAGCGACAAAUAGUUCGAAGCGAACGCACGCACGUUCACAAAAAAUUAUAAUAGAUAAAGGAUAGUAUAGAUAUAUAACUAGCAAACAAUUUAAAUAAUAUCUAAGCAAUCGAAAAACUACAAAUUUAAAUAAUGAAACGUUUCGCCUGUUUCAAUCUGCGCACUUUCGGUCUGAGCAUAGCCUGCUUGGAUGCUCUGAUUGCGCUGUGCAUCCUCGGCCUAAGCAGCUUCUAUCUGUACAAUGACUUUAUGGACUUUACGCAAUGGCAGCAAAAUGAUGUCCAGAUCUUAAGUCCAUUCGGAGCAUUUGUCGCUACACUGGUGGACUAUGUGCUGGUUCAUGAGUUCUCGCAGGCCUUCUAUAUGAUACUAACUGUAACCGUUUGGGUAAAGGCAUUGAUAAAUCUAGUGGUGGCUGGCAUUCUAGUCGAUGGCAUCAAACAGCGACGACUAAUAUGCAUUGCCCCAUGGCUGAUCAACGCAUUCGUCUCUAUGGUCAUUGAGGUGGCCAUUUUCGUAUUCUUGGAGGUCAAAAUUGAUGAAGCGGACGCCUCGAUAGAUCGACGCAUAGCACGAAGUGUGCUCUUUGGCGUUUUCAUAGUGCUCAACGCGCUUGUUGCCUAUGGCAUCUAUGCGCUCUACCGCAUGCUGAAGACAUCCACGAACGAGAAUCGUGCGCUGCAGGAAAGCAUUGUGGAAACGUCGGGUAUGUUUCAGCAUAUCAAGGUUUGAAAGUUUGUCAAGGGUAAUUAAUUGCUAUUCUAUAUACACCUGAACGACCAGAAGGAAAUCUCAUUUAAAUUGGAUAACAUUAACCAAAGCUAUUGGCUUAAUUGAUGUACAAGCAUUUAUGUAAUGAAACAAAUAAAACGAACAAUGCAAAGUCAAAUUGC
Drosophila arizonae is the source of this 1380-nucleotide messenger RNA. RefSeq lists its product as uncharacterized. The record is from RefSeq and is a predicted model, not a curated record. Lineage: Eukaryota; Metazoa; Arthropoda; Insecta; Diptera; Drosophilidae.